Dioscorea cayenensis subsp. rotundata (Guinea yam) is the source of this 929-nucleotide messenger RNA. RefSeq lists its product as uncharacterized. The record is from RefSeq and is a predicted model, not a curated record. Lineage: Eukaryota; Viridiplantae; Streptophyta; Magnoliopsida; Dioscoreales; Dioscoreaceae. Bases 176 to 766 code for a protein of 196 amino acids. The transcript has 5 exons.
GGCUUCGCUUCGGUUUGCUAGAUCGGUUAGGGUUCUUGUCUAAUUAAUUUGUUUUUAUAUUUUUUUUAUUUUGCAGGUUGUUUGUGCGAGAAGCCGGUCCAGGAGGAACGAGCCCGUGCAAGUUGUUGAAGAUGAUGAACCGCAGGUCAUUCUGGGAAGUUCAGGACCAAAAACCAUGCCCUCCGGCAAAUUGAGUGAAAUCUGCAAAUCUGAGAGGCUGAGAAAUCAACCCAAGAGAAAACCUUUUUCUGAUCUCACCAAUGGCUUGGCCCCCGCUUUCGGCUCAUUUCCAUCGUCUAUCCCAGAUGUCACCUCCACUAAACCCCCUGCUAGUGUUAUCUCCAAUGCUGCUAAGAACAAGAAGGUCCAAAAUCUCUGGCCCACUUCCACGUUGCGUGGCAUUCCAAGUGAUUUAGAUCUUGUCAAGGACCAAACAUGUUCCACACCACACGCACAACAGAGACCAACUGAAAAGGACUACAAGGGGAAGUCUUUGGCAGUUGCAUCAAGCUCAGAUUGCACUCAAUUAGGAAGAACUAGUAGCAUGAGGCUGAAGUUAGAGAGUGCACGUGUUGAUCAUUGUCAGGCAAAGUCCUUUUCAGUUCCUCUUGGGAAAUUCAAGAAGAAGCCCCGGAUUAGGGUGCCUGAGGCCAUUAAAAAACCAGUAUUGCCUCAAGAUUUUGUUGAAAAACAGAAAGCCUACUUUGCGGAGAUCGAUGCUUUUGAACUUCCAGAGGAGGUUGUAUUAGAGAAUGAAUUGGAAUAGCAGGAUAAAGAUUGAGGGACUUGUAGAUCGCUAACAGUAAACCCUCCUGUUACUAGGUCCAGUUAGCAUGUAAAUUUGGUGUAUAUACAGACUUCUUGCUGACACCCUUUUGUAAUUACAAUGCAACUAUUGACACGCAUGGAAAUAAAUGACUUUCGUGGCA